GACGGCCCAACACCCAUGACACGGGAGGAUAACCAGCCGAGCCCGAUUCGCUCUGAUUCGCGUGUGGCGACGCAGCAACCACCAGUCACCACUCCAGUCCAAACCCAUCCGGAUUCGACGAACGACCCGGCGGCCGGCGGCGAAGAGGGAGAUGGCGGCGGCGGCGGCGGAGGUGAGGUACGGGAUAGUCGGGGUCGGGAUGAUGGGGCGGGAGCACCUCCACAACCUCGCCCACCUCGCCGCCGAGGUCGGGCGGGAGCAGUCCGUCAAGGUGCGGGUCACCGGCCUCGCCGACCCCCACCAGGAGUCCCUCCGCCUCGGCCUCCAGCUCGCCGACGAGCUCGGUCUCCCCGCUCCACAGGCCACCGCGAGCUGCUGGACAGCGGGCUCUGUGACGCCGUCAUCGUGUCGUCGCCGAACAUGACCCACUACGAGAUACUCAUGGACAUCAUCAGCCACCACCAACCGCACCACAUCCUCGUCGAGAAGCCCCUGUGCACCACGGUGCAGCACUGCAAGAAGGUAAUUGAAGCGGCACAACAGAGACCAGACAUAAUUGUGCAAGUUGGAUUGGAGUACAGGUACAUGCCACCAGUGGCAAAGCUGGUAGAUAUCGUUAAGAGCGGUACGCUAGGGCAAGUCAGAAUGGUGGCCGUACGUGAACACCGUUUUCCUUUCCUUGUUAAGGUAAAUAACUGGAACAGGUUCAAUUGCAACAGUGGGGGGACUCUGGUAGAAAAGUGCUGCCACUUCUUUGAUUUGAUGAGAUUGUUUGCAGCUGCAAACCCAGUUCGUGUGAUGGCUUCUGGAGCCAUCGAUGUUAACCAUAAGGAUGAGAUGUAUGAGGGAAAGGUCCCGGAUAUAAUUGAUAACGCAUAUGUGAUUGUAGAAUUUGAUAAUGGCUCUCGUGGGAUGCUUGAUCUCUGCAUGUUUGCUGAAGGAAGUAGAAACGAGCAAGAAAUUUCUGUGGUUGGUGACACUGGGAAGGGUGAAGCUUUUGUUCCUGAGAGCAUUGUCAGGUUUGGAAAGAGAACGGAAGGCAGAGAUGGAGUUGUAACAAUAAUGGCCGAAGAUGACCGAAUCAAGUAUAUCUAUUUUGCUGUACCAUAUCACCAUUCUGCUUUCCUGGGUAUCAAGGUCUUCAUCAUGGAUCCAGCUAUUUGGAGCACCUCAACUUCUUAUCUGCUAUAAGGGCUCAAGGUGCCUAUGGACCUUCCGUCAACUUAAGCGACGGUCUACUAUCUGUUGCCAUUGGCAUGGCUGGUCAAUUAUCAAUUGAGCAAGGCCGGUUUGUGACCAUGGAAGAGGUCUUAGGUUCCUAGGCUGAUAAUUCAGGUGAGACACAGGUGGACAUGCCAAUGUAUUGUAAAACCUUCCUAUGUAGAUUAGGUACAGUACACAGACUUCGGAAUGCUCCCAACUCCUGAGCUUUCGCAAUGUUAUAAUAAUGGGCAUUUGAAUUCUUCAUGGAAAGAGGUCUCUUCAACCCAUUCAAUGCGAUAAACGGAACAUACGGAGAUGUUUUUUUAAUCUGCACUGUAUCUCUUAGUUUACCUCCAAAUUUUUGAAGUUCAAUACGUUAUGCGCUUGCAUUCUCCAAUGAAGCAUCUAGUAAGCAUGGAUU
This is a messenger RNA of Panicum virgatum (switchgrass), 1624 nucleotides long. Its product is annotated as inositol 2-dehydrogenase 2-like. The coding region runs from base 16 to 1191 and encodes 391 amino acids. Gene Ontology annotation, molecular function: nucleotide binding. NCBI's taxonomy places the organism in Eukaryota, Viridiplantae, Streptophyta, Magnoliopsida, Poales, Poaceae. The record is from RefSeq and is a predicted model, not a curated record. The transcript is spliced from 7 exons.